AUCUCCUUCAAAACACAACUCUCUCUCUCUCUCUACAAACCUUCUUAAACUCCCUCAGGAGUCAAACAUACACGAAAAUGGGAGCUUGCGGUUCAAGUGAAUCCCGGAGAACAGACACAGCGAAGCUAAUAUUACCAGACGGAACGUUGCAAGAGUUUUCAUCACCUGUAAAAGUGUGGCAGAUUCUUCAGAAGAAUCCCACGAGUUUUGUUUGUAACUCAGACGAUAUGGACUUCGACGACGCAGUUAUAGCAGUUGGUGGCAGCGAGGAUCUCCGGCCUGGAGAGCUUUACUUCGUUUUACCGUUAACAUGGCUGAAUCAUCCAUUAAGAGCAGAGCAAAUGGCUGCUUUGGCUGUUAAAGCGAGCUCCGCGCUUACCAAAAGCGGCUGGAGUUGUGGCCAUGACGGUGAUGGGAGAAAGGUCUCUGGUGGUGAGUGUAGAGUUAAGAGAGUGAAAAGAAAUGGUUGCGGCGGAAGAGGCUGUGGUGGUGGUGGUAAAGGGAGGAGGAAAUUUACGGUGGAGUUGAGUUCGAUAGCUGAGUAGAGGAGUAAUUUGGUUUGUGUACGUCAAUUGUAAUUAGAGAGUUUGUUUUUUUUUAAUCUUGAAAGUUGAAACAUGUAUAUCGAGCUUUUUUGUUGUAAAAAUAUAUUUUUAGGUAAAUAUUUCCAUUGAGACUGA
Raphanus sativus (radish) is the source of this 680-nucleotide messenger RNA. RefSeq lists its product as uncharacterized. The transcript has a single exon. Lineage: Eukaryota; Viridiplantae; Streptophyta; Magnoliopsida; Brassicales; Brassicaceae. The coding region runs from base 78 to 545 and encodes 155 amino acids. The record is from RefSeq and is a predicted model, not a curated record.